This is a messenger RNA of Parasteatoda tepidariorum (common house spider), 2711 nucleotides long. Its product is annotated as zwei Ig domain protein zig-8. Gene Ontology annotation, cellular component: neuron projection membrane. The record is from RefSeq and is a predicted model, not a curated record. Gene Ontology annotation, biological process: synapse organization. NCBI's taxonomy places the organism in Eukaryota, Metazoa, Arthropoda, Arachnida, Araneae, Theridiidae.
CUCUCUUUUCUCGCUCUUUCUCGGGCAACUCGCUACCCCGUAUACCCUCCUAUACCCCUCGGUGCAACAUUAUCGAGCCAGCCGGCAGAGGCAGCCAGCAGUACUGUGUCAGGGCCUGCGCGUUAGCGAGAAAAGGGAAAAGGCCCUUUUUCACCACCCCCCUACAAUCUGUCCGCCACGGUGGAGGCACCAGACCAGCGCCGCAUCUGCAGUGGUGCUAUGCUCUAAACUUCUUUACUGUAGUUUUUUAAGUUUUUCAACCCCUUUCAGUGAGCGGAAAGUGGAACAGAAGAAUAAAGCAAAACUGCAACCCGAAUUUUGGCGAUAAAAAAAAUUGAUUUUGAAAUUGCCAAAUAUAAAAUAUCUGGAUUCGUCAUCUUUCAUAAAACGACAUGGUUUUAUGGGAUUGUACUAUUAUUCACAAUCGUAUAUCGCGUUUUUCAAGGUUGAAAACGGAUUAAAAUAAAAUUCUUUCCUGAUAUCGAAAGAGAAAAUCUUGUGUUUUCUAAAACAACAAUUAAUUUAAUUGUUGUCAAGGUCUUGAUAUUUAGUGACAUCUUAAAGUUGUUGUUUUUCCACUAUAGAUUAGAAUCCGGUUGAUUUUGAAUUGAAACUUUUGGAAAUAAUUUUCUUUUGUGGUGAGAAAUUUCUAAUUCAUGAUGAAGAAAUUUUACCCCAGUCAGUGCUGUUUCAAGAAAGGGGUGUUUAUUACCCCAGUAAUUUUUGCAUGGAUCAUUAUAGGACUAUUUAUAAAUUUUAGACCAGUUCAUCUUGAAAACUCAACAGAAAAAGCUUCCUCCCCAGAAGCAAGUACUCAAGACACAGGUUGCUUGUGUUCGCUACCGAACAAUACAAGUGCAUCUAAGUCAAAAAGAUCCCCUAUUUUAGUAGGACAUUCUCAUCUCUUAUCAAAAGUAGAACAGCCUACUUUUGAUCCUGCAGUGCCAAGAAAUAUUACAACACAACUAGGUCAAACUGUCUAUCUCCACUGUAAAGUUCACAACUUAGGAGAUAAAAUGGUAACAUGGAUACGAAGAAGAGAUUUUCAUGUAUUGACAGUGGCCUUGCAAACAUAUACUGCUGAUGAUAGGUUUGUCGCAGUGAAUAUGGAUCGUUCGGAUGAUUGGAUGCUACAAAUAAAAUUGGCGCAGCUGGCGGAUGAAGGACUUUAUGAGUGUCAAGUGAACACUCAUCCUCUGAUAAGCUUCUUUGUAACUUUAACUGUACUAGUUCCUAAAUCCUCCAUAAAAGAAGCUCCUGAUUUAUAUGUGAAAACAGGCAGUUCAAUCAACCUAACGUGCUUGAUUAGUCAGAGUCCAGAACCUCCAGUUUUUGUGUUCUGGUACCAUCAGGACCGAAUGAUCAACUAUGAUUCCUCAGGUGGACAAAUCACGGUGCAAAAGGCAGGAAAAGAUACCGCUGUAAGCAGGCUAUUCAUCAAAAAUGCUCAGCCUGCUGAUUCUGGUAAUUACACUUGCUGUCCAUCAAAUGCAGAUGCUUCAAGUAUUAGCGUACACGUUUUGAAUGGUGAAAAAAGAGCAGCAAUGCAACAUGAUCUAAACACCUCUCCGGCAUCUGGAGCCAUGGACCAAAAUUCAUGGAGUUUUUUGGUGUCUAUUUUGCUGUUUUUGGUUCUGUCAUCCUGACGCUAUUAACCAACUUUUGAUUGGUGAUUCAGAUAUGACAGUCCGUCCAUUUCUCAGCCAUACUUUCGUUAAAAGAUAGUUGAUCAAAUAUGAAUAGCUGCUGCAGUAUCUUUUAUCAAUGCAAAGGACGAAAAUGAAGUCUACAAACGAAUAUAAAGCCUUGAUUAUUGAUGGUUCGAGCUAUGUGUGACUUCAUAUUUACCGAGUAACUGAAAGUAUUCAGAGCUGUUAAAACGUCCAUUGUUUCAACAGGGCCAAAUUAUAGAUAGAAAAGUAUCUAACAUUGGACACACUCUUCGUUACAGAGAAACAGCUAAAAUGAUGAGUGAUACUGCUGGCAGCUUUCAUAGUGAAUGCUGAAUUUCAAGAAUAUAAUUUUUCUUUUAUUUUUCGUGGUGUCUUUAUCCAUAUCUAUGUCAUCUAUACGUUAUACAAACUCAAGUUACGUAUGUGUUGAAUUAUUCAAGUCUGUGGAACUUACAGGCUUUCGAUGCCAAAUGACCUAACAAACGACCUAAAACUGACAUACCUGCAUAGAUGUAUAUUCGAUAAGGACUUCUGUGUACAUAUAAAAAAUGGUGAAAUAUAUAAGACAUAAGCUAUAAAUAUAUGUAUGUUUAAACAGUUUCUUGUUUUACGGAACAGAAUUUCAAAGGUGCUGCAUCUUAUCAUAUUAAUAGUAUGAAAUAUUAUGAGUAAACAAUUUUCUAGGACAUGUUCUUGAAAAUCAAGACAAACUGUUGCUGUUCAAAUAUCUGUAUAUUGUAUAAUAGUUUUCAGAUUUCUUCGUAACUUCCGAACUUAUGAGCGGUAAGCAUACAAGCGGGCUCUUGACUUAUUAUUGUUCUUUUUUACUUCAUUUGUUUUCUUUUAAAACUAUAUAUUUGUGAACAGAGAGAGAUCAAGGUAACCUGAACGAGAAUGUUUUCAGCAGAUAAAUUUCUUUCAUGAAAUAUUCAAUAUAAAGUUUUUUUCGUGUAAUCUAUUUAUUGCGUGUUGUAAUAUUUUAUUUGAAGCUCAAAUUAUGUAUUAAGGAGGAAUGAUAAAAUAAAGAAUUUUAUUAAA